Messenger RNA from Nycticebus coucang (slow loris), 837 nucleotides. RefSeq names its product 60S ribosomal protein L12-like. NCBI's taxonomy places the organism in Eukaryota, Metazoa, Chordata, Mammalia, Primates, Lorisidae. Gene Ontology annotation, molecular function: structural constituent of ribosome; large ribosomal subunit rRNA binding. The record is from RefSeq and is a predicted model, not a curated record. Gene Ontology annotation, biological process: translation. Gene Ontology annotation, cellular component: ribosome; cytosolic large ribosomal subunit. The transcript is spliced from 4 exons. The coding region runs from base 1 to 822 and encodes 273 amino acids.
AUGGACAAGGUGAAGGAUGAGUUGAAACUUGAAAGAGAAGCGGAGAAAAAACCUAGGGCAGUCGAUCUGGAGCAAAGAGCUUGUGAAACAGCACAAGAAAUGCCCAAAAGCCAGGGACAUAAGGAAAGUUGCACUAAUGCAGUAGAUUACUACACGCGGAGUGCUGUCCUUCCCCCUCUGGCUGCCGGCUCAGCGACCAGCAUCGGGGCCCAGCCGCUGCCUUCUCCUGAGAAGACAGCGCCAUCUUGUCUUUCGGCUCAGAGGAGGCCAAGGUGCAACUUUCUUCCGUCUUCCAGAAUCUAUGUUCAUCUGACACUCGCCGCCUCCACCACACUGCCUAAGUUUGACCCCAGCGAGAUCAAAGUUGUGUAUCUGAGGUGCACUAAUGGCAAAGUCAGUCCUACAUCUGACCCCCAAGGUCAACCCUUGGGUUCCUCUCCAAAAAAGGUUGGUGAUGACAUUGCCAAGGCAACAGGUAACUGGAAGGAUCUGAAGCUUACAGUGAAACUGACUAUCCAGAACAGACAGGCCCAGCCUGAAGUGAUAUCUUCGGCCUCUGUGCUCAUCAUCAAAGCCCUCAAGGAACCACCAAGAAAUGGAAAGAAACAGAAAAACAUUAAACACAAUGAAAAUAUCACUUCUGAGGAGAUCGUCAACAUUGCCAGACAGAUGCAGCACCAAUCUUUUGCCAGAGAGCUCUCUAGAACCAUUAAAGAGAUCCUAGACACAACCCCGUUGGUGGGCUGCCAUGUUGAUGGCCACCAGCCUCACGACAUCAUAGAUGACAUCAACAGUGGUGCAGUGGAAUGCCCAGCUAGUUAAAAGUACAAAGGAAAA